CGCAUCAGCUGAUCCGUUGUCGUGUCGCUGCUGUGAACGCGCCGAGUACCGCGACAGUUGCCAGCACGAGCCUGCUGCGCGUGCGUCGGAGGCCUGUUUGUUGUUGUGGCUGUUAGCAGCGAGGCCCGCGCGCGAUGCUAAGCUAAGCGGUGGUCGGGCUGCUGAACGGGAGGGCACCGGACAGCACCGGACAGCACCGGACAACACGCCUUCCAGUCACGGAGCGGUGGCGGACAUGCGGAGGCUCAUGUGACGCGGCUGUGUGCGCUGGAGGCCCGCCGACCCGACGCUGUUCCCAGCCGUCCCCCGCGGCCUCGUCCGGCUGAAGAUGUGGCUCAAGCUGUUCUUCCUGCUGCUCUACUUCGUGGUUCUGUUCAUGCUGGCCCGGAUCUUCGAGGCGGUGGUCUGGUACGAGACGGGCAUGUUCGCCACCCAGCUGGUGGAUCCGGUGACCCUGAGCUACAAGAAGCUGAAAACCAUCCUGGAGUGUCGAGGGCUGGGCUACUCUGGACUGGCCGAGAAGAAGGACGUGAGCGAGCUGGUCGAGAAGUCAGGAGACCUGACACAAGGGGAGCUGUACUCAGCCAUCAAGAAGAAGAAGGAGCAGACGGACGCAGGAGACUCCAGCACCACUCACUUCAGUGGAGAGAUGCACUUUUAUGAGCUAGUGGAGGACACUAAGGAUGGGAUCUGGCUGGUUCAGGUCAUUGCCCAAGACCGGGAGGCUCUGCUCAGUCAGUCCAACUGGGGGAAGAUGGUGCAAAAAGUGUCCCAGUUUGGGAUCAGAACUGGAACCUUCAACUGUUCCAACGACUACAGGUCGUGCAUCAGACGGGGCUGGCAGCGUUCCACUCUCAUCAUGUCUGUUCCUCAGACUUCAGCGUCAAAGGGCAAAGUCAUGCUGAAGGAAUACAACGGCCGUCGCAUUGAGACUGAAUACAUUUUCCGUUGGAUGACCUCACACGUGGCUCAUCGAAUCAAAACCCUGCGUCGCUCUGAGCAGCUGAUGGAGGAGUGGCGCUCUGAUCCAGCUCACCCAGUCAAGAUGUUCCUGUUCGCCCGCCUGCCCCAGCCUCCCACCUUCUUCUCCUCGCUGUCCGUCAAGUUCACCGGCAGGAUCGAGUUUAUCUUUGUGGAUGUGCGUCACUGGGACAACCACAGCAGCCUAUCAGAGAUUGGCGUGAUGCAGAGUCCUGCCUACAUUCUCAAGAUGCCUGAGGGCAUCUAUCGCUAUGGCGACAGUACCGGGGAGUUCCUGUCCUUGGCUGCCAUGGACACGUUCCUGCGCUCCGUGCAGCCAGAGGUCAACGACCUGUUUGUCCUCAGCCUGGUCCUCAUCAACCUGCUGGCCUGGAUGGACCUCUUCAUCACACAGGGGGCAACAGUGAAACGCUUCGUGGUUCUGAUCCGAACCCUUGGAACCUACAACUCUGUGCUGCUGGUGUCCUGGCUUCCUGUUCUGGCUCUCCUUCAGCUGCCCUACCUGGACACCCUGUAUGGCUACAGCCUGAAGCUGCUCCGCUACGCUGACACCACCACGCUGGCCAGCCUGGUGAGAGCUGACUGGACCUUCUACUCAUCCCACCCAGCUCUCUUCCUGUCCACCUACCUGGCUCACGGCUUGCUGGUGGACUACUUUGAGAAGAAGCGCCGCUGUGGUGCCAGGAGCCAGGAAGACAGCACCACCAACCUGGAGUGGCUAGCCAGUCUGUGGGACUGGUACACCUCCUAUCUGCUCCACCCCAUUGCUUCACUGCAGCAAUUUCCGUCUGAUCACUCAGACUGGGACGACGAUCCCAACUUCUUAUUUGAGCGUUUGGCAUUCCCUGAUCUCUGGCUUCGCCCAUUAGUAAACAUGGAUUACAUUAAGACUCUGCCAACCUGGAGGCUCAGAGCUGUCGGUCUGUCUACUGGGGACGAGUUGCGUGGGAACCUGGACGAGCAGAGAGACUGUUCACAUUCAGACCCAGAGAGCAGGGCAGACCAGGACAGCAGCUCACAGCUCUGUGUGUGCAGGAACAGGAAGCCCAGCAGCAGGCAGCAUGCAUGCACUGCUGCUGCGUCGUCACUCUGCUGCUGCCAUAGCAACCGGAGCUCGCCAUCAGCUGACCAGGCGCUGGAGGAUGGCUGCCUUCCGCCGAGGUGUGUCUCUACCUGUCAGCAGUGUGACUGGGCAGGCUGGCCUGGUGACAUGCUGCAGUGCUCGGAGUGUGUGGUGUGUCUGGAGAACUUUGUGGGUGAGGAGCUGCUGAUGGGCCUGCCCUGUGGCCACGCCUUCCACCAGCAGUGCAUCGUGGUGUGGCUGGCAGCAGGCAGACACUGCUGCCCUGUGUGUCGAUGGCCCAGCUACAAGAACAAACAACAGAGAGCCGCACCAAGCAGCGCCACAGAAAACACACUGCAGGAGUGACCACAGGAAGGUACCGUCUGGUCUCACUGGGCAUUGUAGACUAUAUCCUACUAUCACGACUUACUGGGAGGGAAGCUAGGACUGGGGAGGGAGUGGAAACAUUCAGUGUACAGUACAUGUCAUAGGGGCUCCUGUUACGAGCCAUUAGUCAGCUUGUUUCCAUUCCUGUUGAAGGCAACGUGCUGACCACCAUGCCAGAUGGACGAAUCAGAGCCCAGCUGCACAGGUGUAGUCACAGUCCACUGUGUAGUCCAAUACAAACAUCCAUCUGGUUUGGCCUUAUGCAUCCUGUAGAGUGCUGCUGUUAGAGGUUGUUCACCCCACAAACCAUCAAACCACAAGUGAUAAAUUAAGCUAAACGUGUCUGACGUCUGCUCCAUCCUGCAUCCUGACCAAACACAAAAAGUCCUUCCUUUAUGUGUUUGUAAUUAGCAUUGAGCCAAGAAUGAUGGGGAACUGAAAGCCCUUGUUUCUGGAUUCCUGUCACUACUCAUCAUAGGAAGCGUCUAUUAGUCAGCACAGAGAUAAAAUACCACCGGCAGGCUCUGUCCUGUGAUCCGCAAUGUGGUUCUGAAAGUACUGACAUGACCCCCAUUGACAACCAGAAGCUUCCAUUUGACUUGAUGUAGGUAUCCAUCUCCGUUAUACAUAUAUAUAUAGAUAGAUUUUGUGUAUAUUUGCUGCUCUCCAUGCUGGUCUGUCAUGUGCUGGUGAAACAGGAGUCCUGAUGAUCAUGUCAGCUUGUGUAACUGAGCCCAGAUCAGACAACAGCACAUCUGCUUUACUUUCUGGUGCUCAGGUCUACAUGGACUCAUCAGAUACUGAACCAAACCUAAAGUCUCCCUCAGACCACUACUCCUGACCUGCCUGGAACACCUCGAUCUAAAUCCAGGCCUUGUUUCCAUGACUUAUCUCCUUCACGGUGUGACACAUGUGCAUAACAACUGCCCAGCAGCUAGUCUGGUCUGUCCCCAGAGUGAGCGGCUGCCUCGCCUUUCUCAGGCUCCGUCCCUGUUCUCAGAGGUCUGGGGUACGGUACCAGGGUUAUGGGUCACUUCAUCAGGCUAGCUGACCCAUCAGCAGACUCCUAAAGAGACAGGAGCUAGACAGGGUGAGAAGAAGAAGGUGUUUUAGGAACAUGAAAGCAUGUGAACAGAUUCAAGUAGAGCCCAGAAACACAGUCAUGAGCCUCUAAAUGUGCAGAGUGUCAGGACUGAAGCCACGAGAAACAGAAGGCGGCUAAAGCUGCUCUACAAGUGGAUGAGAUGACUGCAUGAGGUGAUUCAUCCAGAGGACAUAAUCCAGUUCUUUUAGCUCAUCAUUCUUCAGUAAAACUGUGCUUUCAUCAGUUUCAUCACUCUGUCCACUACUCACAUGGAGGCGCUCACUAGCUGCUGAACUUCAUGCAGCAUUUAGCAACGUAUGAGCUGGAUAUCUACCCAAGAGUGGAGAUGAUCCCAAUGCUCCAGAGGAUUAUGUUGGAUAUUGUUUCUUUCGUCUGUCAGCACCACUCUGUUUCCUGUUUAAAGAGUGUGUACCAACACUAGAUUCCUACUGGGGCUGAAUGACAGCUGUGUUGUCCACCUUUAACACUACUGUUGCAUUAUUUAAUCAGUGAUGUGUCCUGACUGAGCUUCAACCAGAUACCACGGGCUCACUGCAGGUCAUGUCGCUGCUAUGCCAGACCCUUGCCUUUACCAAGAAUGGACAUGACUGAAUGAAUCUAGCAAAGUGCCUAUUGUGUGUGAGCUGAGAUGGUCCCAAGUCUUUCUUUCAUAAACACCUGAGUUUGAGCUGAAUUAACCCUCUCCAGUCAUAGAGGCUCUGCUCUUUAUGCAUGCUUUUAUUUUCCUCCAUGUACGAGUAUCUCUGUGGACUGCCAGGAGGUGGUAGCCAGGCUCUGCUUCGCAUCUGUCUGCUGCUGACAUUUACACCCAACCAUGUCUUUCUCAGUGUGUCAGCAUAAACCAGGAAUAACAGGACAUUUAAAGUGGAGAGCUUGUAGCUGGACCAGUUUGGGAUGAGAUUCUGUUAGACCUGUAGCUGCUGUACAGUGUCAGCAGUUUGGGUGGUCCUGCUGUUCCAGCACUCUGGCAAGCUGAAGAUACGUGUCUUCUGCACUGGGUCGCCUGAAGUUUAGGCUUAAUUUUAAAAGUCACACAUGCUUUGAUAAGUGUGUCAUUAUAUCUAAAACCCUUCCUGUAGAGCUGCUCUAUGUGGCAUCGAUCCUGAUCUGAUCUUUAAGGGUGCUUAACCAAAUAUCUUUCAGCUCAUUCCUGUCAUGUUUCUGUGUGCUAACAGCAAGAAGAAAAUCAAUAUAUAUGUAGAGUGAUAACAUUUGGUCAAACAAUAAAGCGUUUCAGAUCUCUG
This is a messenger RNA of Stegastes partitus (bicolor damselfish), 4780 nucleotides long. It is a transcript of the gene rnf103, whose product is annotated as ring finger protein 103. NCBI's taxonomy places the organism in Eukaryota, Metazoa, Chordata, Actinopteri, Pomacentridae. The record is from RefSeq and is a predicted model, not a curated record. Bases 329 to 2410 code for a protein of 693 amino acids. Gene Ontology annotation, molecular function: ubiquitin-protein transferase activity. The transcript is spliced from 7 exons. Gene Ontology annotation, cellular component: endoplasmic reticulum. Gene Ontology annotation, biological process: ERAD pathway; protein ubiquitination.